UCAUUUCACUAGAAAGGCAUAUGAUAGAGCUUGCUGACCUGCAUGAGUUUAGCAUCCCCUCCAGUCUAGUCCAAAAUGUCCACUAACUCUGAGUCUAUAAAAGUUGUGGUGCGUUGUCGUCCUAUGAAUGACAAAGAAAGGGCAGCCACAUUUGAGAGUGUGGUCUCAGUUGAUGUAAAAUUACGACAAAUUAUUGUCAGGAACCAGAGAGAAUCGUUGGGCUGCAAAUCCUCAAAAGUGUUUACUUUUGAUUCAGUCUACGACUGGAAGUCAACGCAAAAAGAGCUAUAUGCUGAAAGCUUUAGGCCCCUUGUGGAUUCCGUUCUACAAGGAUUUAAUGGAACCAUUUUUGCAUAUGGACAAACAGGCACAGGAAAAACAUACACCAUGGAGGGCACAAGAAAUGAUCUAGACAGGAGAGGAGUUAUCCCUAACUCUUUUGACCACAUUUUCACUCAUAUUUCAAGAUCUCAAAAUCAGCAGUACCUGGUGCGAGCAUCAUAUCUAGAGAUUUAUCAAGAAGAGAUCAGAGAUUUACUCUGCAAGGACCAAUCACGCCAUCUUGAGCUGAGAGAAAGACCGGAUACUGGCGUCUAUGUUAAAAAUCUGUCAUCGUUUGUCACCAAGAGUAAAGAGGAGAUUGAAAAUGUCAUGAAUGUGGGCAAUCAGAAUCGCUCAGUGGGCUCCACGAACAUGAAUGAACACAGCUCCCGUUCUCAUGCCAUCUUUGUAAUCACUGUAGAAUGCAGUGAACUGGGAGUGGAUGGAGAGAACCAUAUCCGAGUUGGCAAACUCAAUCUGGUGGAUCUAGCUGGUAGUGAAAGGCAGACCAAGACGGGGGCUCACGGGGAGAGGCUGAAAGAAGCUACUAAAAUCAACCUGUCACUUUCUGCUUUGGGGAAUGUCAUAUCCGCUUUAGUGGAUGGCAGGAGUAGCCACAUACCGUACAGAGAUUCUAAACUGACCCGCCUUUUACAGGACUCUCUUGGGGGCAAUGCCCGCACAGUCAUGGUCGCCAACAUUGGCCCAGCAUCUUACAAUGUGGAAGAGACUUUAACAACACUACACUACUCCAACAGAGCGAAGAACAUUAAGAAUACACCAUGCAUCAACGAGGACCCCAAAGAUGCCCAGCUCAGGAAGUUUCAGGAGGAGAUUGCGAGACUGAAAGCACAGCUGGAGAAGCGUACAGGAAAGAAAAACAGGAGGCAAAAUAGGAAGGCUUGCGAUUGUAGCAACGGUGAUUAUCAGGAAGAAGAGCAUGAGGGUGAUGAUGAGGACAACAAAGAGGAUUAUUGGAGGGAGCAGCAAGAGAUGCUAGAGAGAGAGAGGAAAGCUAUCAUGGAAGAUCACAGCCUGGUUGCUGAGGAGAAAGUUCAACUCCUGAAGGAGAAGGAGAAGAAAAUGACUGACCUGAAAAGGGAGGAGAAGGAGGGAGAGCUGCUGGCAACAAAAAUUAAGACAAUGGAGAGCAAACUCCUAGUUGGGGGGAAGAACAUUGUGGAUCAUACAAACGAGCAGGAGAGGAUGCUGGAGCUGAAAAGACAAGAAAUUGCUGAACAGAAAUCGAGAGAGCAAGAGAUGCGUCAGCAGAUGGAGUGUCGAGAUGAGGAGACUUUGGAGCUAAGAGAGACCUACAGUUCUCUACAACAAGAAGUUGACAUUAAAACCAAGAAAGUGAAAAAGUUGUUUGCCAAACUGGAGGCUGUGAAGGCAGAAAUACAUGACAUCCAGGAGGCACACAUCAGUAAACGCCAGCAGCUAGAACAGAACCAGAACAAGCUCACAUGGGAGCUUAAACUCAAGUCUCAGAUGAUUGACAAUUUCAUUCCACUGGAGGACAAGAACAAAACAGUCACCAGAGCUUAUUUUGACGAAGAGAAUGAAUACUGGAAGAUGAUGCCUAUCACACGCAUUGAGCAUGAUCCUCGGAUGAUGAGCAGACCUCAGUCUGCUUUGGGAUUCAGAAGACCUCUAAGUCACCAUGCUUGCAUGGCCAUGAUGAUCAGCCUUGACAUGAGAUACAAAGCUGAGAAUAUCCUGUUGCUAGGCAUGGAUAUGCCAUCUCGGACCACCAAAAACUAUCAGCAGCCAGUAAUCGCCCCAAAGGUGGUGGCUGCUCUGAAGGAUGCCCUUCGGGAUGAGGAGGACCUUGAGGUGGAUGCAUCAGAACUUAAUGGUAGCCUUUCACCUCUAGCCAGUACAAAUGAAGCAUUAGGAAAUCAAAGUCUGGCAGCUCUUUCCACACAGCUCCCUCAGAUGCAGAAUGCGGUCCACGCUGUGACACGUGAACAGGGCUUUGGGGUCAUUGCCGGGCCUGCCUGUGUAGAUGUGUCAUACUAGAGGAGAAAAGCAGGAAACAGAAGAGGAACUGGAUGCGGAAGUGGCGAUCGAUGGAUGGUGUGGUGGCCCAAGACGAUGCAGCAACAGAGGCACCAGCAAGUGAUCCGGCCGCAGACAACAGUGACGCCACUCUCGGCUUAAUGGAC
Molecule: messenger RNA, 2489 nt
Organism: Phycodurus eques (leafy seadragon)
Lineage: Eukaryota; Metazoa; Chordata; Actinopteri; Syngnathiformes; Syngnathidae
Product: kinesin-like protein KIF3B
Biological process (GO): microtubule-based movement
Molecular function (GO): microtubule motor activity; microtubule binding; ATP binding
Source: RefSeq, a predicted model, not a curated record